Ceraceosorus bombacis is the source of this 1164-nucleotide messenger RNA. The record is from the annotation of a GenBank genome assembly. NCBI's taxonomy places the organism in Eukaryota, Fungi, Basidiomycota, Exobasidiomycetes, Ceraceosorales, Ceraceosoraceae.
AUGCCGGCGACCGCUCAAGUCCCACCCUUCCUAGCAGCCUCCUUUUCAGCUCAGCUUGGAGAGGAAGCCGUAUCAAGCCUCGCGGUACCAGCUGGAGCGCGCCCUGCCUCUGCUUCUGCACCUCCUGCUCCUACCUUUGACGUUGCAGGCACAACCGUCGUUGCGGAUAUUCAGAGCAACGUUUCAAGCAGUCCAACUACAGCCGACUCUACCACACACGGCAAGGAUGUCAGAGAGUCGAAGGCUCAGCCGCUCGGUCAGCCGGCCGUCUCAGGUUCAGCGACGUCCUCGGACCAUGUCAAGCUUACACGGGUCUCCAAGGGCGGCUUGGCUGCUGCUGCUCCCGUAGGCGCCACCCUGGACAUUUGGGCAGCUCAAGCUCUCGUUGUGCCUCCCCUCAACUUCGACAUGGUUGUGCCGGGCGUGUACAGAUCUGGUCAUCCCAACGAGCGCAACUUCGAAUUCAUGCGCAGACUUGGCCUCAAGAGCAUCAUGUGAGUCCUCUGCAUGCCAGUCUGGCACGUUGUUGUCAGCGUCACCUCAUUCCAGCGUAAGUGCGCUUCUUGCUCUUCGUCAGGUACCUCGCAGCCGAGGACUACCGUCCGCACGUCGUCUCAUGGGCAGAAGAGAAUAAAGUCAAGGUUUUGCAUCACCGCAUCAGCGUCAACAAGGAACCUUUCGCAGAGAGUGAGCUCGGUGAUCCCAAGGCGCAGCUUGCAGGGUAAGUGACAUUGACUCGUCUUCAUCGCUGGCAGUGGAGCCCGAUGCCGUGGCUGCGGCGAUGGGCGACCUGCUCGAUCGUAGAAACUUGCCAAUGCUCGUACAUUGCAACAAAGGUGGGUCUGAGCUGUUCCAGCCGAUCGCCAUUGAGACCAUCGCUCAAGCUGCAGAUUGACAUCCCACACUAGGCAAAUAUCGGGUUGGAGUGUUCGCAGCACUCGUACGUAAGCUCCAAGGUUGGACCUUGACCUCGAUCUAUGCCGAGUAUGAGCGAUUCGCCGGUCAAAAAAUCACAGACGAAGAGGUGCGUCGGCGCAGUCGCGGUCCCAAAGUGCCAUCUGAUCAAAGUUGCUCGCCACUUCUUAUGCGCAGUUUAUUGAUCUUUUCGAGCUGUCAUCAAUACGGUGCGACCCAGCAUACAAGCCAAGCUGGUGUGCUAGAUAA